This is a messenger RNA of Toxotes jaculatrix (banded archerfish), 2113 nucleotides long. It is a transcript of the gene b3gnt5a, whose product is annotated as UDP-GlcNAc:betaGal beta-1,3-N-acetylglucosaminyltransferase 5a. Lineage: Eukaryota; Metazoa; Chordata; Actinopteri; Toxotidae. Gene Ontology annotation, biological process: brain development. Gene Ontology annotation, cellular component: membrane. The transcript is spliced from 2 exons. The record is from RefSeq and is a predicted model, not a curated record. The coding region runs from base 782 to 1969 and encodes 395 amino acids.
CCGUUACCAGUAAUCAGAGAACACAUCUGACGCUCAGCUGGACUACCACAUUUGACAGGGGAAAAAGCAGAGGAAUAUCUGGCAAAGUGGUAGCAAGCAGAGAGGUUGAAAGAAAAAAACAGAGAAGCAGCUGGAGAGAGUGUGUCAGGUGGACAAAUACAAAGAGACAGUGAGUUUUACAGGAGCUGAGCAGAGCAGAGGAAGAGGAUUUAUCUGUACUUUAACACAUGCACUGGACUCAAAAACAGCCCGGUGCCAGGUUUUCUUAUGGCAUGUUGAUGUUACAGUAACCAGAGAGACGGAGGGAGGUGAAACUCACUAGGAGUUCCCAGGAUGGAAGGAAGAAGAAGCACGUGAGCCGUCUGAUCACUAUGAGGGACUGGAACGUUUGCUUCACACGGCGGAGAACGUUCAGUGACCGAACACCCAGACUGACGAAGAACCUGACAAAGGCCUACUGGACUUGACAGCAUCAAAAAGAGAAGCCAGUCGGCAGGAGAAGGAGGAGGGAAAGAGGACAGAUGAGGUGAGACAGAAGACAGGAGAUUAUGCCAAGGAUAAGAAAGAAGACUUCACAGAUGAAAGGAGGUGAGAAGUGAGAGUCAAAUGAGAAGUCGAGCUAGAGAAUUGAAGAAGGCUGAGAUGAAAUCUGAUAUUAGAUUCUGAUAUUAGACAUCCUCUAAUAUCAGAAAGAGAACAUCAGACAGAGGAAGAUACAGCUCCAGGGGAGUAGAAGUCUAGAGGGCAGUCAGUGUUCAGACAGAAAUAACUAGUUGUCGCAAUGUUCAUGAACUUCCGUCGUAUCCACAAGUGCCAGUGUGUGCAGCUGCUGACCACAGGCCUGGUGCUGUGUAUGGUGAUGGUGUGUUGGGAGGAGCUGGACCACCACGUAGUCAGCCACAUGAGGUCUUAUACGUACCGCUACCUGGUCAACCGCUACGACUUCCUCAAUUCUUCCUUCACCGUCUCCUCCAAGCAUCACCACAGAAAUGAUGGUUCUGGCAGUGUGGAUGGUGGAUUAGGGAACUAUCCAUACCUCAUUAACCACCCAAGUAAAUGUAGAGGAAGCCAUGGUGAUGGAAAAAGCUGGGAUGACGUCCUCCUGCUUCUGUUUGUGAAAUCAUCGCCGGAGAACUUCGAGCGGCGGCAGGCCAUCAGGGACACGUGGGGGAACGAGAGCUUUGUUUGGUCAGAACUGGGGGAGAGCGUGAGGGUGGUGUUUGCCCUCGGCACGCACCCGGAUGUCAGUCAGAGGUCCAGGGUGCAGACCGCACUGCUGAAGGAGGACCAGGCCUAUGGAGACCUGAUCCAGCAGAACUUUGUGGACACUUUCCAUAACCUGACUACCAAACUGAUCCUGCAGUUCCACUGGGGCCACAGGUACUGUCCUCAGGCACGCUUCCUCAUGUCUGCGGAUGACGAUAUCUUCGUCCACAUGCCCAAUUUAGUGAGGUACCUGCAGCAGCUCAUGAGCAGUCCAUCAGGGGGUAAAGACCUGUGGGUGGGGCACGUACACAGAGGAGCCCCUCCAGUUCGCCGUAAGGGCAGCAAGUAUCACGUUCCGUAUAAUCUGUACCCCUGGCCUUCCUACCCAGACUACACUGCUGGAGCAGGGUACGUGGUUUCAGGGGACGUGGCUGCUAAGAUCUACCAUGCAACUCUGGUGCUUAACUCCUCCAUGUACAUCGACGAUGUAUUCAUGGGGAUUUGUGCCAAGGCCAUGGGGGUUUCUCCCCAGGAGCACGUAUACUUUUCAGGGGAAGGCAAGGCUCCUUACCACCCCUGCAUCUAUGAUCAUAUGAUCACAUCACAUGGUCAUGCCACUGACGUGCGCUCACUAUGGCAGGCAGCAGUGUACGGCAGCUACAGAGGACAUAUGGGUGAUCUGUACUGCAGGGCAGUGAGAGUGAUGCUGCUGUGUCUGCCAUAUUACCACAACACAUACUCCUGUAUGGCUGCUUUUUCAUGAAUGGUCUUUAAAUGAUGCGAGGACCACUGAAUGCUAAAUGUACCACACAAACAAAUGACAGUACCUCACACACACACACACAGACCUGUUGUAUUUCUUGUUUGCUGGCUAUACUGUGUGUUUGCUAUCUUCCAAUAAAGAUCA